Messenger RNA from Pocillopora verrucosa, 1818 nucleotides. RefSeq names its product ruvB-like 2. The record is from RefSeq and is a predicted model, not a curated record. Gene Ontology annotation, biological process: chromatin remodeling; regulation of transcription by RNA polymerase II; box C/D snoRNP assembly. Gene Ontology annotation, cellular component: NuA4 histone acetyltransferase complex; Swr1 complex; Ino80 complex. Gene Ontology annotation, molecular function: DNA helicase activity; ATP hydrolysis activity; ATP binding. NCBI's taxonomy places the organism in Eukaryota, Metazoa, Cnidaria, Anthozoa, Scleractinia, Pocilloporidae.
AUGGCGGCGGCAGCAGCACAAAAAGUUCAAGAAGUGAGAGAUAUCACUAGGAUUGAAAGAAUAGGAGCUCAUUCCCACAUUCGUGGUCUUGGCUUAGAUGAUGCAUUAGAAGCAAGACAGGUUUCACAAGGAAUGGUUGGUCAGGUUGCUGCCAGAAGAGCCGCUGGUGUUAUUUUGGAAAUGAUCAAGGAGGGGAAGAUUGCAGGAAGAGCUGUUCUGAUUGCUGGACAGCCUGGCACUGGAAAAACAGCUAUUGCUAUGGGAAUGGCACAGUCUCUUGGCCCUGACACUCCCUUUACAUCUAUAGCUGGAAGUGAAAUCUAUUCAUUGGAAAUGGGAAAGACAGAGGCCCUUACACAGGCUUUCAGAAGGUCUAUUGGAGUAAGAAUAAAAGAGGAAACUGAAAUCAUAGAAGGUGAAGUUGUAGAAAUACAAAUUGACAGGCCUGCUAGUGGAACAGGAGCAAAAGUUGGCAAACUGACUUUAAAAACAACAGAGAUGGAAACUGUUUAUGAUCUUGGAACAAAGAUGAUAGAAUCCCUGACAAAAGAAAAAGUGCAGGCAGGGGACAUCAUAACAAUUGACAAAGCAACAGGAAAAGUCUCCAAACUUGGACGCUCAUUUAACAGAGCUAGAGAUUAUGAUGCCAUGGGGCCACAGACCAAGUUUGUCCAGUGUCCUGAAGGAGAGAUACAGAAAAGAAAAGAGGUUGUUCAUACAGUCACUCUCCAUGAAAUUGAUGUCAUCAACAGCAGAACACAGGGAUUCCUGGCACUCUUCUCAGGUGACACUGGUGAAAUCAAGGGAGAAGUGCGGGAACAAAUCAAUGCUAAAGUUGCAGAAUGGAGGGAAGAGGGAAAAGCUGAUAUUGUACCAGGGGUACUGUUUAUUGAUGAAGUUCACAUGCUUGAUAUUGAGUGUUUCUCUUUUCUAAACCGAGCUUUGGAAAACGACAUGGCACCAGUUCUUAUAAUGGCUACAAACAGAGGAAUCACAAAAAUCCGUGGUACCAAUUACAAGAGUCCGCAUGGAAUACCUCUGGACCUGCUAGACCGAUUGUUGAUUAUCUCAACAUCACCUUACCAAGAGAAAGAUCUAAGACAAAUUCUUACCAUAAGAUGUGAGGAGGAAGACGUUGAGAUGUCCGAAGAUGCGAUAUUUUUGCUUACAAAAAUUGCUCAAGAGACUUCACUUAGAUACUCCAUUCAGCUAAUCACUGCUUCCAGUCUAGUUUGCCGGAAACGAAAGGGAACGGAAGUGAAUGUGGAUGAUAUUAAACGGGUAUAUUCGCUGUUUCUGGACGAGGCUCGCUCGACCCAGUUUCUUAAAGAAUACCAAACAGAAUUCAUGUUCCAUGAAGACGAGUCUACCGAGCCCGUAUCUGAAGCUAUGGAGACAGAGGCAGAAACUGCUUGAUGAAAAUUUCGCAUUCCAGUAUACACUGCGUGUUACAUUUCUUUCCAGAUCCAAGGAGGAGUUCUGUGUGUUGCCAUGAGCAUCAAAAUAGACUCUUAUCGCGAACCAACAACCAACUACAACCUGCAAAUUGCAGUAUUGAAUAGACUCACUGUAGCUAAAUUGCGCCUUUUCAACGGCGACAAGUUUGUUUUAUUCAAAAACGCAAUUACUAGUCGAAUUGUAAGUACCUGCUAUUUCGCUAUCACUGCUCUAAGCACUUCGAUUUGGCCCAUUUUAGCAUUGGAAUCGCACCAUUCAAUAAUUAUUACGAGCUAUGAAAUCUGUUUAUUUGAUAUGGGAUGUGGUUUGUAGUGAGUGUUGUCGUAGAGACUGUUUAUAAUAAAAAAAACUAGCAUUUUA